Podarcis muralis (Common wall lizard) is the source of this 2410-nucleotide messenger RNA. Its product is annotated as neuropeptide Y receptor type 2-like. Gene Ontology annotation, molecular function: neuropeptide Y receptor activity. The record is from RefSeq and is a predicted model, not a curated record. Gene Ontology annotation, cellular component: membrane. Lineage: Eukaryota; Metazoa; Chordata; Lepidosauria; Squamata; Lacertidae. Gene Ontology annotation, biological process: G protein-coupled receptor signaling pathway.
AAGAAAAACAAGCCAUACCAACAGUGAAACUUAGCACAUGUUAACACACAAAUUUGUGACCAUGAGGGUUAAAUACACAGGACAGUGUGGGAGCCUUUGAAACACAAUGCCCAACCUUAAUCCCAUAUGUCACCAGCUUUUGAGUUGUGUCGUGAGUUAUUGUUCAUUCUUGCUGAAAAGUUUGGGUCAAUAUGACCCCUACAGCACAAGGGAGGCUUGAGCCAGAAGAGUGUUUCUGGGCAGCAAUGAAGUUGAACUGACAGUCUUUAUCCUCACAACUGUACAGAGGGAUAUUAAUUUGUGUUUCAUAGAGAAUCUACUACAAAAGUCACCAUCCCAGAUCAACCCAUUGGUGUUCGUUUCAGUGAGCCAAUAAUAUGUAAGUGAGGAAGGAGCUCAGACCAAUCUAAACCAGGCCCCUUCCUCUCUCCCUCUCUUCCCAUACAGCAGAGUUUAGCAGCCAAGCAACAUGAAUUCCUGCAGCUGCUCCCAAGAGGGUUUAUGAACUUUGUUCUACCAAGUGAUAAACGGACAAAGGGACAUUUAUUAUGAAUUGUGACAUAACUUCAGCCUUUAUCACCAUCUGGUCAGCCAUUCUCUCUCCCCACCCGUUUGUUUAAGGAACCACUGCAUGCAUUUCACGGAAAAACGCAAGAGAACAGCCACAUGGUGAAAAUAGAUGCUCCAGCAACAACCAGGUGGAGUUGCAAACUUUACAUAAAUCAUUAGCCCAGAAGCGAAAAUAAGCCAAUAAAUAGGAAUGGGGCUGCUUGAUCAAGCCAACAGCACUAUCAUCCUGGAAGAGCAUAACUUGGAUAAACAACUGCCGUUCAGCUGGCAUGCAAAGGGCUUUGCCACCCCUAGCCAGGGGCUUGAAGGAUCCAGUAAUGUUAUGAUGGACAGUACCAAGAUCCUGGGAGUCCAGAUCAUAUUGAUAGCUGCCUACUCCCUAAUCAUUCUUCUGGGAUUCAUUGGCAACUCCUUAGUAGUCUACAUGAUUGUGAGAUACAGAACCAUGAGGACUGUAACCAACUUCUUCAUAGCUAACCUGGCUCUGGCAGACUUGAUGGUGGACACGCUCUGCUUGCCCUUCACUUUGGCCUACACUCUGUUGGAUGAGUGGAAGUUCGGGGCUGUGCUUUGUCACCUGGUCUCCUACGCUCAAGCUUUAAGUGUCCAUGUGUCUACUCUCACCUUAACUGUGAUUGCUCUGGACAGGUACAGAUGCAUUGUUUUCCAUUUGGAUAGCAGGAUCUCCAAGAAGGUCAGCUUCACCAUCAUCGCUUUCACGUGGCUGGUUGCCGCCGUCCUAGCCAGUCCACUGGCCAUCUUCCGAGAGUACAGGUAUGAAGAAAUCCCAUCCAUCAAUCUCAGAAUCGCCGUCUGCUCUGAGAAAUGGCCUUCUGAAAGCAGGGAUGCCACCAUAUACAGCUUGUCCAUGCUCCUCUUGCAAUAUGUCCUCCCUCUUUCCAUCAUCUGCUACGCCUACAUCAGAAUAUGGUUCAAGCUGAAAAGCCACAUCAGUCCCACUGCUAGGAGUGACAGUCACUGCCGGAGGAGAAAGACCACAAAGAUGCUGGUCAUGGUGGUGGUGGUGUUUGCAGUCUCUUGGCUCCCCUUCCAUGUUUUCCAACUUGCCGUUGACCUUGACCUGGUACUCAUCUUCCAUGACUAUAAACUUCUUUACACCGUGUUCCACGUGGUGGCCAUGUGCUCCACUUUUGCUAAUCCUCUGCUCUAUGGCUGGAUGAACAAGAACUACCGCAAUGGAUUCCUCAUGUUCUUCCGUUGCCAGAACAAGCCAGAGAGGCUCUAUACGGAGGGCUCGGUCAGAGGGCGGUCUUACACUUUCCGAGCUACCACCUUGAAUGACAGCAUCAAGCACUCGACACUCAAUGGGCAGCUGCCCACACCAGUUUAGGACCACAAGUAGCUGUGCCUCCACAAAGGGGCCUUGAUGGCAUCUACCUAGGGGCAGGAACCUUGAUGGCAUCUACCUAGGACUGAUGCCUUUUCUAAAACUCAUAAUGUGUCGUAUUGCCAAAAUAGUGUUACUUGUCAUAGCCCACAUGGGAGCACAUUGUCUAUCUGUCCAAACAAAGAACCUCAUGCACUGUCUAUUUUGUCUCAUGAAGCAAGUUAACUAAACCUUGCUUUGAGUUCUGUGUUGCUUCUUGCAUAAGCAGCACAAACGUGUUGUUCACAGAAUGCUUUCAGUUUAGUUCUACCAUAAUCUGAGAGAGGAGAGAAACGGCGAAUAGGACUGGCAGCCUGCCCCCAACCUAGUGCCCUCCUGGCAUUUUGUACUACAACUCCCAUAACCUCCAGCAUGGCUCUGGUUACAGGGUAGGUAGCCGUGUUGGUCUGCCAUCGCCGAAGCAAAAUAAAAUAAAAAUUCAUUCCAGUAGCA